Messenger RNA from Colletotrichum destructivum, 1173 nucleotides. RefSeq names its product Putative emopamil-binding protein. Gene Ontology annotation, biological process: sterol biosynthetic process. Bases 88 to 810 code for a protein of 240 amino acids. Gene Ontology annotation, cellular component: endoplasmic reticulum; membrane. The record is from RefSeq and is a predicted model, not a curated record. The transcript has 5 exons. Gene Ontology annotation, molecular function: cholestenol delta-isomerase activity; steroid Delta-isomerase activity; C-8 sterol isomerase activity. Lineage: Eukaryota; Fungi; Ascomycota; Sordariomycetes; Glomerellales; Glomerellaceae.
UUCGCCCACCAACAAAUAAGACUUCACAGGCACACCUACUUUCCGAGGUUUUUCAUAAUACAACCGCAUUCAAAACCAGAACCCGUCAUGAAGGGCCCCGGGAAAGCGAACGCAGUGUCGCAUCCGUACUACCCCGUGAACGCAGCGUUGCCGCACUACGCUGCCAACGAGACCCCCCUUGUCACGCUGCUUGUCACCUUCGCAGCCACCAUCGCCAGCGUCGUCAUCGUCACCGUCGUGGCCGCCAGGAGGACUCAUACCAAGAUGGCUUUCCUAGAUCAGCUCAGCGUAGCUUGGUUCGCGUUAUGCGGAUUUCUGCACUGCGUCUUCGAGGGGUACUUCGUCUGGAAUCACCGGCGUCUCGCGGGAAUGCAGACGCUCUUUGCCCAGCUCUGGAAGGAGUACGCACUCUCCGACUCGCGCUACCUGACCUCGGAUCCGUUCAUGCUUUGUGUCGAGUCCUUCACGGUCGUCAUAUGGGGGCCCCUCAGCUGGGCCAUCGUCGUCGCCCUCGCCCGGGGAAGCCAUAUGCGCCAUCCCCUGCAGAUCGUCAUGUGUGUCGGGCACCUGUACGGCGUCGUACUCUACUACUCGACCAGCUUGACCGAGCUCUACAUCACUGGCGUCUCGCACAGUAGGGGCGAAUUCUUGUACUUCUGGGUCUACUACAUCGGCUUCAACGCGCCCUGGGUCGUGGUUCCCGCCAUACUUCUCUUCCAGAGCGUAAAGCAAAUAAAGAACCGUCUCGACGACUGUGACGCCAAUGCGGAUCCGGUAACUAUGGAUAAGGCAGCGGCGGUCACACAAUGAGUUUACGCUACCAUGAUCGGUGCUGCAGCCCUGUUCUCCAAGACAGACAGGUGCUCUCUUAACUUGCUUCCCCAAGAAUCGUAAGUGAGAUUAAAAGUAGUUCGAUGUCCAAUAAGAAGGUGGUGAACAGAUAUUGGUGAGAUUGCGGCGGACAAAAUGUGGAAGUGGCCCCUCAAAGCGGCUUCAUAGUGUGUGGUAUUGGGACUGAACAAGCAAAGACCUCUCGUAGCGCAGUCGACCAAACCCCCCGGCCAGCACAAAAAAAAACCCCCCUUCCAUAACUUCAAGAUUAUUCGCAAUCAGCCCGCAGAUGGUGCUGAGAAGACUUGCCUCCGAAACGCACGCAAUCACCGCAACAUACCU